Raphanus sativus (radish) is the source of this 1807-nucleotide messenger RNA. Its product is annotated as mediator of RNA polymerase II transcription subunit 8. The transcript is spliced from 12 exons. Gene Ontology annotation, cellular component: mediator complex. The coding region runs from base 146 to 1699 and encodes 517 amino acids. The record is from RefSeq and is a predicted model, not a curated record. NCBI's taxonomy places the organism in Eukaryota, Viridiplantae, Streptophyta, Magnoliopsida, Brassicales, Brassicaceae.
GCUCAAUUCCGACGAACAACAACACAUCGCUCAUCCUCCGAUUCACCAGGAACCAAUCUCUCUCAAAUCCCUCACUUCUCGGAUCUCUCUCAUUCAACGCAAGCGUCUUUACGGAGUUAGGGUAAAAAAAAAUCGUUGAGGAUCAAUGGAGACAACGACGCAGCAGCCACAGGGCCAGCCUCCUCCGGUGGCCGAGAAGCUGAAUCCAGAACUCGUUCAGCUUCUGAACCUCGAGUCUGUGAAGACACGAGCCGAUAGCUUGUUCAAGGCUAUUUCUCGGAUCCUCGAAGAUUUCGACGCUUAUGGUCGAACCAACACUAGUCCUAAAUGGCAGGACAUUCUAGGACAAUACUCUAUGGUGAAUCUUGAGCUCUUUAACAUUGUGGAAGAGGUUAAGAAAGUCUCCAAAGCCUUUGUUGUGCUUCCUAAGAACGUCAAUGCCGAGAAUGCUCAAAUUUUACCGGUUAUGUUGUCAUCAAAGUUACUUCCAGAGAUGGAAGCUGAUGACAACGUCAAGAGAGAGCAGUUGCUUCAAGGCGUUCAGAACUUGCCUGUACCUAUGCAGAUUGAAAAGCUUAAGGAGAGGAUAAACUUGAUUGCAUUCGCUUGUGAGAGUGCUGAGAAAGUGUUAGCUGAUACUCGUAAAGCCUAUGGAUUCGGCGCACGUCAGGGUCCUUCUAUGCUUCCGACUAUGGAUAAAGGUCAGGUUGCAAAGAUCCAGGAGCAGGAGAGUAUGCUGCGAGCUGCUGUAAAUGAUGGUGCAGGAACAAGGCUGCCUCCAGACCAGAGACAGAUAACCACUGCACUUCCUCCGCAUCUCGUUGAUGUGCUAUUCGUCAACGAUGCAGGCAAGAAUGCAUUACCUGUGGCAGCAAACAACAUCAACAGUCAGGGGAAUACGAUGCAGGCACAAUUUAUGGGACGAUCAGCUGCAUCUCCAUCUAAUGCUAACUUUGACACCGCGAGAUCUCCCUUGCCAUAUUCCAAUUCUCCUCAAUCCGCGGGUAUGCUUAAUGCCCCUUCGCCUCAGCAACAACAGCAGCAGCUUCAACAGCAGCAAAGGUCCAAGUUAAUGCAGUUGCCUCAACAUCAACAACAACUACUUGCACAACAGCAACAGCUCAGGCAAUCUUCUAUGCAAGCAUUGGGUCAGAGUCAGAUGCCAUCACUCCACGAUUUGCAAGCUCAGCAGAAGUUUCAGUCGUUACAUGGGCAACAACAUCAAAUGCCAUAUUCUCAGUCAAUGGGUCAUCAACAAUACCAAGCUAGACAGCUAUCAGGUGGACAUAUUCAGCAUGGUAUGUCUCAAGGACAGCUCAAUCCAGCGAUGAACCGUCACUUGAACCAGUUUUCAGGUGGAGCAAAUAGUGCAAUGUUUACAUCUGCCCAAGGCUCCCCAAGUAGCCAGAUGUUACCAAACAUGUCAUCUAUGCAAUCUCAGACACUUAAUCCUAGAAUGCAGCAAUAUGGAGUUUCGGGUACCAAUGCCCAAAGAGGACAUGCGUCUCAAAUGUUGGGUGACCAGAUGUUUAACAACAGCGGAAUGAUGCAAACUCAACAGUCGCAGCAACCACAGCAACAACAACAACAACAGCAGCAGCAACAGCAAGGAGGCUAUGGAAAUAUGCAAACCAAUCAGCAGAAUCUACAGCCUAACAUGUUGCAGAACCCACAACAAAGACACCAAAACCCUCAAUAAAACUUCCCCUUUUGUACGACUUGGGCUUGUAAUAAGAUCCUUUCCAAAUUGUGGUUAUAAACGUACCAGUACGGGCCUGGUCUUUACUAUGAAACAAGGUUUUUUUUA